Messenger RNA from Syngnathoides biaculeatus (alligator pipefish), 1463 nucleotides. Its product is annotated as SH2 domain-containing adapter protein F-like. The transcript has 8 exons. Bases 212 to 1435 code for a protein of 407 amino acids. Gene Ontology annotation, molecular function: phosphotyrosine residue binding. The record is from RefSeq and is a predicted model, not a curated record. Lineage: Eukaryota; Metazoa; Chordata; Actinopteri; Syngnathiformes; Syngnathidae.
UGUAUGUUGCCGGUUUGUGGCUAUGCUAACCUUAGCCAGCAGGCUAAGCCUCCUGGCAGCUGCACGAGAACUGACUGCGAUUCAACCUUCGUCCUGUAUUUCUGACUUAAAAGGGCCUCAUAAGAAACAGCGAAUGGUCAUUUUAAAGAAGAAGACGACGCGGGACGUUUAAAAUAAUCGGAGAACAGCCGUCAAUGUGACGAAAGGAUCCAUGGCAAAGUGGCUGAAGGACUACCUAAACUUUGGCAACCGGCGUGACCCCCCGCACCCCCCGAGGCCCGACUACAGCGAGAGUGAGAUCCUGCGGGCUUACAGAGCCCAGAAGGCUCUGGACUUCGAAGAUCCGUACCAGUGCGCGGAAAAGGAGCACCAAAACGGCGCCGGCGGCGCCGGCUUCGGUAGCUUGGACGUAAGCCUUCCUCCGUUCCCUGCCUUUGGUCUCAACUUGUCGAACGGUGCAGAGGUGAAGGUGCUGUCCCCCAAACACAGACUGAUUAAAGUGGACUCUCAGGAGUUCGGCCAUUGUAACAUUCCCUUGAGUCCCGUAACAGAUCAAGAGGAGCCUGUGGUGCCCUCCGCCCCCGUAGCUCCGGACACCGACACAGACUACUCGGACCCGUUCGACGCCCGCCCGGACCAGAGGACGCGAACCAACUGGGAGCCCGAAUUGACCCAGUCGGACUGCUGCAGCUACAUGGAGCCGUUUGAGGCCCAACAGAUAAUUUCAGAAAUGCAGCACAACAAGAGCGGGAGCGCCGGCGGCAGCCAGUUGUACGACAACCCGUACGAGGAGCGGUCCCGACAGCAGCAGCGCGCGGCGCCGAUGCAGCAUCAGACGCACGGGACUGACGCCGCACGUUCCCCCGUGGAUGACCGGGGGAGCCGCCUCCCCCAGAACGACGAGAGGCCGGCCGACGAGUACGACCAGCCGUGGGAGUGGAAGAAGGACGACAUCUCCAAAGCGCUUGCUGUUCAGUUCGAGGGUGCCGGGAGGGAGCGCUCGCGUGUCCAGACGGAGCAGAGCAGGCUCGCCAAGGCCUCGAACGCCAACACCCUGCGCUUGGUUUGUGACGCCCUCCCCCUCCUAGGGGAGCGAGUCGACCCCUACGUGCCGCUAGAAAGACAAGUGUGGUACCACGGGGCGCUGGGCCGCUCCGAGGCCGAGACUCUGCUGACCCUGUGCAAGGAGAGCUCCUACCUGGUGAGGAACAGCCAGAGCUGCCGCGACGACUUUUCUCUCUCGCUAAGGAGCUGCAAGGGCUUCAUGCACAUGAAGUUCACGCGCUUGGCCGACGGCUGCUUCGUGCUGGGGGAGAACAGCCCGCCCUUCGCCACCAUCCCGGAGGUCAUCCACUACUACACCACGCACAAGCUGCCGAUCCGGGGGGCCGAGCACAUGUCCUUGCUGUAUCCCGUCAUCGUGCAGACGCUCUGAAGGGACGUCGCGGGUCAAAUUCGGCACG